ACACUUGACAUUGGCAAAAUACAAUCGUCAAUCACAGUUCCCACUGUUUUUAAAAAUACGAAGCGCGUUGAUGUUUAUUUAUUAAAAAUCAGUAAAUUAUUUCUACAUAUAGUAAUUAAAACAACAUUAUUAAACACCAUGUCGACACCCAAAGUUGAAAAAGAUCUUCAUUUACCACUAUCAAGAGUUAAAACUAUCAUGAAAAGUUCUCCUGAAGUAGACGCGGUUGGCGCCGAACCUUUAUAUUUAGUAACAAAAGUAACUGAAAUGUUCGUAACAGACUUAGCAAAACGGGCAUUCAAAAACAGCAAAAAUAACUUCCUUGAAUACAAACAUAUAGCAGAAGUCGUGCAAGAAGACGACACAUUGGACUUCUUACGUGAGAUCAUACCAAGGAAGAUAACGGUUAGACAAUUUAAGGAGUUAAUGGCGCGAAAAGCGGCAAAAGCAAAUUCUGACGACUCUAGUGAGGAAUCAAGUGAAGAGGAAAGUAGUGAAGAAAGUUCUGAAGAUAACAAUCAAGAAUGACAUUAGGAACUUAGCUAGUAUAUUAUAAUAUUAAGUUAUUUGUUAGUUAUUUAUGAAUUUGUGAUUUAAUGCAACUUGUAACUGAAAUUUGAUUACAUAUGAAGUGUCAGCACUGCAAAGUUGAUGCAUUGGGAAAUCAGUAGUAUUAUGUCUGGAAAUUAACAUUUACCUUGCACUUGAAAAGUAUCUACUUUAUACUCUAUAAUCUGCAAAGAAUAUCUUGUGUUUUCAAUUGAUGAUACAGUCGCAUUCCAGGUCCUGAUUACAAACAAAAAGAUAAAUAGCCGAUUUAACUGAGUUUAUUGUACCUUGCUAGUGCCCAGUAUAAUAACUUUCAAAAGAACUUCUAGCACUGCCUAAAUAUUAAUAUUAGACUUGUAAUGCAGUAGAAUAGAGAGUAAGGCUAUAUAAAUAUAC
Molecule: messenger RNA, 945 nt
Organism: Zerene cesonia (dogface butterfly)
Lineage: Eukaryota; Metazoa; Arthropoda; Insecta; Lepidoptera; Pieridae
Gene: Chrac-16
Product: chromatin accessibility complex 16kD protein
Exons: 2
Coding region: 139-528 (129 amino acids)
Cellular component (GO): CHRAC; nucleus
Molecular function (GO): protein heterodimerization activity
Source: RefSeq, a predicted model, not a curated record